Molecule: messenger RNA, 474 nt
Organism: Penaeus monodon (black tiger shrimp)
Lineage: Eukaryota; Metazoa; Arthropoda; Malacostraca; Decapoda; Penaeidae
Exons: 2
Coding region: 1-474 (157 amino acids)
Source: RefSeq, a predicted model, not a curated record
AUGAAGGAUAAAAAUGGAAACAUACUGACCAGUGAGGACAGUGUUUUGAAAAGAUGGAAGGAGUACUUCGAAGGGUUGAUGAAUGGAGAAGAUGAAGGAGAGAGAAGACCAGUAGAAGCAUGGAAAUGUCUGGGAGAAAGGGCAGGAGGAUUCUUAAGAAGAAUGUUUAACAAGUUCGUGGAAGGCGAAGAGAUGGAAGACGAUGUACAGAGUUGUUAUAAUUACAGAAGAAUAAAGCUUAUUAGUCAUAACAUGAAGAGGGACAGAAAGAACUGUGUGUUUGUAGAUUCAGAAAAAGCUUGUGACAGAGUGCCAAGAGAAGAGGUAUGGUAUUGUAUGAGGAAGUCUGAAGUGGCAGACAAGUGCGUAGGAGCGGUGCAAGAUAUGUAUGCAGGAAGUGAGACAGAGGUGAAAUGUGCGGUGGGAGUGACAGAGGGUUUCAAAGCAGAGGAUUACAUCAAGGUUCGGCGAUGA